AAGGAUUUUUAGCACCUCUCACUGAGGAGGGCCUGGAACCUCACCCAGCUAAGGUAGCUUCCUGUCUCUGAUAUCACAACCACCAAGACGCUAGCUACUACACUAUCACCACCCAUGGCCAUCUACCCAUUACCAUACCGGCUUCAGUCAUCGUAUCUGCCUCCACGAAUAAUAAAGCUAUCCUCCAGUCCCUGAUCUUGACCUGGGUGACCUCGUGCGCCGAGAAGCCAAGUGCCUGUUUGUGCAGUCCCAUCUUUGUCUCUACAGCUUUUCAGUUACAAGGCACUCUUGACGCAAGGCAAGCAAACAACCUUCCCAAGACAGCAAUCAUGGUGACAGCAACAACCACUAUGGCUCUGCAAAAGGGCCACAUACACGCCAAGAAAACGCCGCCAAAGAAGCCUCACCAGCAAAAGGCUUCCAAGACCAAGGCAUGCUACAACUGCCAUCGGAAACGUCUUCGUUGUGACAAGUCGCUGCCUUCCUGUCUCAAAUGCUCCAUCAACGGCGAGGAAUGUCUUGGCUACGGCAUCGUCCUGCGCUGGGCCGCCUGUAAUUCACCCACCUCCACCACAACCACCAGGACCACUAACAAGACCACCACAUCACGAACCGUCAAGUCAUCCACGCCAAUUCAAGUUUCAACACCAAGCAACCCUCCUCAAAUUAUUACAAAAGUCACUAGUAACUAUACACCCAAUAACACUAUUAGUAAUACCACGUCUACCACGACCACCGACAUCUCAUCUCCAACUCUAGAUGAAUCCGAAACAAUCGAUAACAGUGUCGACCCUCUACCACAAACACCAGAUGAUGACCAAGAGUCAAGCUCACAACUCAUCAAAAGACCCAUCAACUUCAUCAAAAUUCCACUAACAGACCCUCUUCUCAAUGGCCUCUCAUCCAAGGAAAAAUGGUACAUGCAUCAUUUUGCCACGAUUGUCUGUCGAGACCUGGUCUCCAUUGACCAGAAGGAACGGAAUCCCUUCCGGGCCAUCAUCCCCUUGGUUCGCAAGUUCGACUACCUCCAGUCAGUCGUCCUAGCAACGGCAGCCAUGCAUCUAUCCACGCUUCACAAGUAUCAAGGUCAAAGUCUACCGUCCGAGUCCGCCCUAGUAGACGCUCUGAUGCUCAAGUCCCGGGUACUUCACCUUCUUCGCGCCGCCAUCAGUGACGACACCCUCACUGACAAGGCCAUGAUUCUCUCCGCCAUCGUCUUCCUUGUCAAUCUCGAUCUCAUCGACUCCGGCCGAGGAGGCUGGAAAGCCCAUGUUGAAGCCGCCCGGCGUCUGAUCUCAUCCCUAUACCUCACCAGGGCACACCUCGACGGGGCCAUCGCCCCCUUAGUCAACGCCAUCGCCGCCGAUUGUCUUACCUACCGCAUCUACGGCUCGACCAUCAGCGGCAACACUUGGUCGUCUGAAGAUACCAUCGAUGACGGCGUCGUGUUACCGUACAUCUUGCAGAACGCGGAGGCAUACAGCUACCAUUGCGCACCACCGGCUAUCCUCCAAAUUAUUCUGUCUGCAAGCCAACUAUGCAGCGGCAGCUCCACGACGUUGGAAACGGAUGGAGGGGUGGAGAGAAUCGCCACCGCGGCGGCCUUGCUUCACAAGGCGCGCAACUUUGACGUGCAGACAUGGGUGUACAACAUCAAUGGCCUGCCACCAGAUGACGACUUGGAAGCGCGGGUAAGCGUGGCGUCAGCACACCGCGCGGCAGCCUGUCUGUUCGUCUUGUUAUCGGUUCCCGAGGCUGGAUUGCUUGAGUUGCCUCUACUAGAGCCGAAGGAUUUGGUGCAGGAGAUUCUUGGACAUCUUUCGUGCAUACCAGAAGAUCAUGUCCACCUGAAGGGAACUGUAUGGCCGACGUUUAUUGUUGGCGCGGAGACGGACGACUUGAAUGAGCGGGCUUGGUGUCUGGAGCGGUUGGUGGCGGUUUGGACGAAGAACCCUUGGACGUAUCCAUGGGGAUAUGUGCACACGGCGACGGAGAUGUUGCAGGAGAUUUGGAGGUCGAAGGAUUUGGCGGCGCAGCAGGGUGAUGAUGGGAUCAACUGGUUGCAAAGGUUAAAGGCGACUGGGAAUAGUUGCUUGAUCGUAUAGCUGGGUAUAUAUCGGCGAGGACCGCCUGACAAUGAAACUUUCCACCAAAAGAGAAAACUAUAACGAACGAUGGAA
Messenger RNA from Neurospora tetraspora, 2180 nucleotides. RefSeq names its product fungal-specific transcription factor domain-containing protein. The record is from RefSeq and is a predicted model, not a curated record. Gene Ontology annotation, molecular function: zinc ion binding; transcription cis-regulatory region binding; DNA-binding transcription factor activity, RNA polymerase II-specific. The transcript has 2 exons. Gene Ontology annotation, cellular component: nucleus. Bases 330 to 2105 code for a protein of 591 amino acids. Gene Ontology annotation, biological process: positive regulation of transcription by RNA polymerase II. NCBI's taxonomy places the organism in Eukaryota, Fungi, Ascomycota, Sordariomycetes, Sordariales, Sordariaceae.